UACAGGGUCCUGACUGUGUGGGAGCGAAGUUGUGCCGGGGCAGCCGGAGUCCUGAGAGCGACUGGGAGACUGAGGGAAAGUUCCACAAUGGCGUGCAUGCUGAGACAGACCAUCAGAAGCCUCCCCACGGCUUGUAAACUCUCUUCCAGAUCCAUUAGCUGCUCUUCCCAUCUCCAGGCCCCAGCUGUGCAGGCCAAAACUAAGAAGACCUUGGCCAAGCCUGGAGUUAAAAAUGUGGUGAUUGUGGAUGGAGUGCGGACUCCUUUUUUGCUCUCAGGGACCACAUAUGCAGAUCUGAUGCCUCAUGACUUGGCCAGGACAGCACUGCAGGGAUUGCUGCAGAGAACCAACGUUCCCCGGGAGGUGGUUGAUUACAUAGUGUAUGGAACUGUAAUCCAGGAAGUUAAAACCAGUAAUGUUGCACGAGAGGCUGCUCUGGGGGCUGGUUUUUCAGAUAAAACUCCAGCGCACACAGUCACGAUGGCCUGCAUCUCUUCCAAUCAGGCAAUGACUACAGGUGUUGGGCUGAUUGCAUCGGGUCAGUGUGAUGUGGUUGUUGCUGGUGGGGUGGAGUUCAUGUCUGAUGUCCCUAUUCGUCACAGCAGGAAGAUGAGGAAGACCAUGCUGAGCCUUAAUAAGGCCAAAACAUUGGGCCAGAGGCUUUCUGUGAUAUCUGGAAUCCGGCCUAACUAUUUUGCACCAGAGCUCCCAGCAGUGGCUGAGUUCUCCACCAGUGAGACCAUGGGACAUUCAGCAGACAGACUCGCCGCAGCAUUUUCUGUGUCUCGGGUGGAGCAAGAUGAAUACGCUCUGCGCUCUCACACACUGGCCAAGAAGGCGCAGGACGCUGGGCUGUUGUCUGACGUUAUCCCCUAUAAAGUACCAGGCAAACAAACGGUUGAUAAGGAUAAUGGAAUCCGUCCAUCCUCUAUGGAGCAGAUGGCGAAGCUGAAGCCUGCCUUUAUUAAGCCUCAUGGUUCCGUCACUGCUGCCAACUCUUCAUUUCUGACGGACGGUGCCUCUGCCGUGCUGAUCAUGUCGGAGGAGAAAGCCCUGGCCAUGGGAUACAAGCCUAAGGCCUACCUUCGGGACUUUGUUUAUGUGUCUCAAGAUCCCAAGGAUCAGCUUCUGCUCGGCCCCACAUACGCUACCCCCAAAGUACUGGAAAGGGCAGGACUGACUCUCGCUGACAUUGAUGCCUUUGAGUUCCAUGAAGCAUUUGCGGGCCAGAUCCUGUCUAAUCUGAAAGCCAUGGAUUCUGACUGGUUUGCACAGAAUUACAUGGGGCGAAAGGCAAAGGUUGGAGCCCCUGCUCUGGACAAGUUUAACAUGUGGGGGGGCUCGCUGUCGCUGGGACACCCGUUUGGAGCCACAGGUUGCCGGCUGGUCAUGGCUGCUGCCCACAGGCUGAAGAAGGACGGAGGGCAAUACGGCCUUGUGGCAGCGUGUGCGGCAGGGGGGCAGGGACACGGGAUGAUCGUGGAACUUUACCCCCAGUAACGUGACACAAACCCAUCGGACUCGUUAUGGCUGACGCCAGUUUCCUGCACUAAUUAACUGAGAAGGUCCCCUCCCCGUCGCCAAGAAUGUCGCAGCACUGUAAAUAUUUUCUAGUUGCCUUGUCUGUGAUUGGAAUGAGUAAUUGGUUUUCCAGAGCACUUGGUACGUCCCAGUUUGGAACGACCCAUUGUGCAAGCUUAGUGCUGAGCUCUCCAGCUCCUGGGCUGCUCGUCUGUUUCGAUUUGGCAGAGCUGAAUCCUGUUAGACUUUGUGUUUAAUAGACUGUAAAGCACUUACACCCAAUGUACAGUCAGUGGUAGAAUCAGCUGCAGCCACUUUACCAACGGGGGCGUUGCUACCGGCCCUUCUGCCUUAAUAAACAAGAUCUUCACUA
Molecule: messenger RNA, 1894 nt
Organism: Xenopus tropicalis (tropical clawed frog)
Lineage: Eukaryota; Metazoa; Chordata; Amphibia; Anura; Pipidae
Gene: hadhb
Product: hydroxyacyl-CoA dehydrogenase trifunctional multienzyme complex subunit beta
Exons: 16
Coding region: 88-1500 (470 amino acids)
Cellular component (GO): endoplasmic reticulum; mitochondrial inner membrane; mitochondrial outer membrane
Molecular function (GO): acyltransferase activity, transferring groups other than amino-acyl groups; acetyl-CoA C-acyltransferase activity; acetyl-CoA C-acetyltransferase activity
Source: RefSeq, a predicted model, not a curated record